GAAGGCAGGGAGGAGCCUGCGGCUGAGAGGAGCGCUUCUGACCCGGCUCCUGGCCGGCGCGUUCCUCCUUGGAAUGGAAACCUAAAUCUGCCUCUCCAAAUCAAGGAUGGCUUUUCCUACGGGACCACACCCUCAAAUUCCUAAUUCCCUCCUCCGGCGUCCAGCCGGGGUCACCCUUAAUCCGCCAUCCCUGCCUUGGGCAGCUGUAGUUCUUUGGUCGUCCUGGCAAAGCGGGGUGCAUACAGUUCUUAAGCCAUGACUCCCUGGCAAUUCGGGAUCUCUGGCACACUUGGAAACUCCAGGAUAAGAUAGUGGGGAGACUUCAGUUUGAUUUCACAGCGCACAAACUCCAAGCCAGAGCAGGCUUGAUGGCAGCAAAUUCAAGGGAGGUGGCGGCCCUAGUUCCCCAAACCCUGGAUCCCGAGAAGGAAGGAGUCCAUCAGGCCAUGGAUCUGGCACCUGGACAAGAGAUUUUGAUUCAGACAGAAUGGGAGUCAAAGAGAUUUCAGCUUCAGCCUGUGACAGAUGAGUCUGAAUGUGUGACCCUAGAGCCCCACCUGCUUCUACAGAAUGGUGGUGAGACCAGGACCACAUAUGAAGAGACAACUUUGAAGCAGGAAAUUUUAGAUAAUAAUUAUCAAUUAUUACACACAGAAGAACAAUCACCCUUAUUUAAUGAAUAUGGGAAUUCUUUCAGUCAGAACUCAGCCAUAGUUGGACUUAAAGUAUUCCAAACUAAAGAAGAAGCUUAUGAUUGUCAGAAGUGUGGAGAAAGCUUUAUUUCUAUGACACAUCUUACUCAACACCAGAACCUUCACACUGGACCAGGUCGCUAUGAAUGUUAUGAAUGUGGGAAAAGGUUUAACCGGAGUUAUGAUCUGAUUCGACAUCAAGUUAUUCAUACUGGAGAGAGACCAUUUUCCUGUAAUGAAUGUGGGAAAACCUUUAAGCGAAAAUCAACACUUAUUGAACACCAGAAUAUUCAUACUGGAGAGAAACCUUAUAGAUGUAACAAAUGUGGAAGAGCCUUCCGACAGAACACUGGCCUAAUUGAACAUCAGAAGAUUCACACCAUUGAGAAACCCUACAAAUGUAAUGAAUGUGAAAAGGCUUUCAGUAAUAGUUCAAGCCUUCUUCAGCAUCAGAUUGCACAUACUGGAGAAAAGCCCUACAAAUGUGAUGAAUGUGGAAAAGCUUUCAUAAAUAGCUCAAGUCUCCUUCGACAUCAUAACAUUCACAAAGGAGGAAAACUCUAUAAAUGUGAGGAAUGUGGGAAAACUUUGAGUAACAGUUUGAGCUUUUUUCAGCAUUUGAAAAUUCAUACUGGAGAGAAACCAUAUAAAUGUAAUGAUUGUGGGAAAGGUUUUAUAUGUAAUUCAUACCUUGUUGAACAUAAAAGAAUUCAUACUGGAGAGAGACCAUAUGUGUGUAAAGAAUGUGGGAAAGCUUUCAGGAGGUCCUGGAACCUUACUGAGCAUCAGAGAAGUCAUAACUCAGAGAAAUCCUAUAGGUGUAAUGAGUGUGGAAAAGCUUUCAAGAAUAGCUCUAGUCUUUUUCAUCAUCAAAGAAUCCAUAGUGGAGGGAAACCUUUUGACUGUAAUGAAUGUGGUAUGACUUUCAGGCGCAAAUCACGCCUUAUUGACCAUCAAAGAAUUCAUACUGGAGAAAAACCAUAUGAAUGUGACAAAUGUAUGAAGAGUUUUAGUCACCGUUCACAACUUCUUGAACACAUGAGAACUCACACUGGGGAAAAGCACUAUGAAUGUAAUCAGUGUGGAAAAUCCUUUACUAGAAAUUCAGGCCUUUUACGUCACCAGAAAAUACACACUGGAGAAAAACCAUAUGAAUGUAAUCAGUGUGGGAAAGCAUUUAGCAAUAGCUCAUGCCUCAUUGAGCAUGAGAGAAUACAUACUACAGAGAAACCUUACAAAUGUAAUGAAUGUGGGAAAGCUUUCUGUAAGAAAUCAUACCUCACUGGACAUCAGGUAAUUCACUCUAAAGAGAAACCCUACAAAUGUAAUGAAUGUGGGAAAUCGUACAGUCGACGUUUCCGUCUUGUUGAACAUCAGAGAAUUCAUACUGGAGAGAAACCCUAUGAAUGUAGUGAAUGUGGGAAAGCUUUUAGUCGAAGUGCACUUUUUAUUAAACAUCAGAUAAUUCAUACCAAAGAGAAACCCUAUAUAUGUGAUCAAUGUGGCAAAGCAUUUAGUCUGAGAAAACAUCUUGUUCAACAUCAGAGAAUCCAUACUGAAGAGAAACCUUUCAAAUGCAAUGAAUGUGGGAAGGCCUUCAGGCACAAGUCAACAUUUCAUGACCAUCAGAAAACACACACUGGAGAUAAACCCUGUAAAUGUAAUGAAUGUGGGAAAUCUUUCAAUCGGAUCUUUCACCUUAUUGAACAUCAACGAACUCAUACUAAAGAAAAACCUUAUGAGUGUAAUGAAUGUGGGAAAUCUUUUAGUCGAAGCUCAGUCUUUAUUAAGCACCAGAAAAUUCAUACUAAAGAGAAACUAGAUUAACGUAAUUAAUAUGGGAAAGCUUUUAGUUUAAUACCAUACUUUGUUGAAUAUUGAAGAAUUUCUACCUGGAAAAAAAAAUGAAUGUGGAGAAAGCCUUCAAUAGGAGCUCACGUGAUUUACGUGAUACGAAACAGUUAUUUUAAGAAAUGGAAAUUUCAGUCCUGUCUCAAGCAAUAUUUCAUAUUAAAAAAGGUAUUGAUUGGAUAGUGUCACUCAUCUCCAUAGACUCAAAGAUAGGGAACUGUAUCCUUAAAGGUCAGUCCCUCGUUGCUUCUUGUCUAAACUAUUGUGGUGGCUUUUAAUUGGGCUUCCUGCUUCUAGUCUCUCUUCUCUUUCAAAUCUGACCUCAACAUUUCUGCCAGAUUGAUAUUCCUAAAAUACAUAUCUGACUAUUUCAUUCUUCUAUUCAAAAAUCUUCCCUAUUGCCUGUAGAAUAAAAUAGAAAAUUAUUUGCUCAGCAUUUAAAGUCCAACAUAAUCUGACUAGUCUUUCUAGUCUUAUUUCAAAUUACUCCCCUCACGUACUCUCUGUUACUGUCAAGCCAGCUACUGGCUGCUUCUUAUGCAUGACAUUUUGUCUCUUUCCUUGCCUUUUUGCAGGUCCCCUAAAUCCCUACCAUGAUUCCUCUUCAUCUCUUGCCUCUUAGAUUUUCUAGUUUCCUUCAAGGCUCAAUUUAGGUUCUUUAGAAGACAAGGCCUUUUCUAUUCUCCCCCAGUUAGUGUUCUCUCCCUCUUGAAAUUGGUUGGUAUUUACUUUGUUUAUAAAUUGUAUUUACUGUCUUUGUAUGUGUCAUCACUCCCAGAACAAUGUAAGUUCCUUGAGGGCUGAAACUGUUUUAUUUUUCUGUUUGUUUCCCUAGUGCCUGGCAUAUUUUGCACAUACUAGGCACUUGAUGAAUAUUUGUUGAAUUGAAUUGAAUUGGGCCAACUGUAAGCUUUGUCAGUGAAGGAAAAAGUAUACUCAAAUUAGAAGUAAGCUGUAGAGUAGGCUAUCCUUCCUGGAAAGCAUUUUACUCCAUUGUUUUUUUUAUGCCAAGUAGUCUGAAGUUAUUUAAUAGAAGUUAUUAUAUUAAUGUAGGAUAGUGGAAGUAAUGGUACUUGGAGUAGUAUAUAGCUUAAUAAAAAAACUGUCAUACAAGAGAUACUGCCUCAGUAUCUUUGAAGAGAACAGUUGUCAAAAAAGCAGAUAGAAUUCAAGGAGAGGAAAUAGAGAUUGAAUAUCAAGCCAGGUUUGGUUUUUUGGGUUUUUUUUGAUGCUGAAUGAUGUAGGAAUUUUCCACCAUUUGUUAGUUAUUCUCCUCCCCUUGUCAGGAGGGUUUCUUCACUGUACAAAGGAAAUAACUCCAAAGAAAAGUAGGACUGACAUAAGAUCUCAAAUUGUAAUGUCACCAGUGACUCUUUCCUAGGUCUGUGGAGCAAGAACACAAACCUAUGGAUGGGUACCCCCUUUUCAAGAAGAAUCAGCAAAUGCUUCUGGGACUGUUGAGAGUAAGGAGAGUCCAAUACUUUUCACACAGUUCUGAAUGUUCACAGUGGAAAGAGAUGAGGAUGAAGGGAAAUCAUAAGUAUUGGCUUCCAUCCCGGUUUUUGUUAAUAAUUUUUCUCUAUGACCUCUAAGCCAGAAACAUAAAUACUAACCAAAGAGCAGGCAAGAAGAUCCCUAUUUAGAAGUGAUAUAAGUGGCACCCUGGGAUUCAGUAGCUCCAACUUCCUGCCCACUUUUUCAUAGAAUCUUAGAGCUCUAAAAGGAAUCUAAUGUGGCCCCUUCAUUUUACAGAUGAGAAAACUGGGAUCCACAGAGGGGAAGUGACUCACCUUUGGAGGCUGUUAGAGUACCAGGUCAUAUGUAGGGUGAAAGUUACACAAACAUCUAGCCUUUGCCGACCGUCUUUGGUUUAUUUUUGAACGGGGAACUGGGAUUCAAAAGACUACAGAUAUGAACAGUAGGUCAAAAUAAAUCUAAUAGGGUGAAGUAUAGUAGGGGCAAAUGUAAAAUCUUUCACUUGGGUUGAAAAAUUCAACCACCAAGGAAUAGAUUAUGCAUUCUUAGAAAAGUGCAUGUAAAAAAAGACCCUCAACAUGGAGAGUACUAUCUGUGCACCUUUUGAUGGACUGCAAAAUCAAUAUGAAUGAACAAUAUAACAGACAAAAAAGCUAAUGUAAUCUUAAUAAGUGUAUGGCAUUCACAUAAUAAAAGUAUGGCAUCUAGAAUGA
Molecule: messenger RNA, 4732 nt
Organism: Phascolarctos cinereus (koala)
Lineage: Eukaryota; Metazoa; Chordata; Mammalia; Diprotodontia; Phascolarctidae
Biological process (GO): negative regulation of transcription by RNA polymerase II; regulation of immune system process; regulation of cytokine production
Cellular component (GO): nucleoplasm
Molecular function (GO): DNA-binding transcription repressor activity, RNA polymerase II-specific; RNA polymerase II cis-regulatory region sequence-specific DNA binding
Source: RefSeq, a predicted model, not a curated record